UUUGAAAGUACCGGAUGUGUAUGUAUGUUUUAAGGCUGCUCGCUUGACCGACCCCGGACUGCUUCUUCUCUGCCUCAGCUGAAGAACAAACCGACGCAGCUGGGUUUGCAUCAAGUAUCAACCCUUGGCCUAAAUAGAGGAAUUUACCAUCACUUCAAAUUCAACAGCAGCAUUUUUGCAGAGUUAAAUAGAAACAGUAAGCAAAUGAAAUAAGUGUCAACUAGCCGUAACCACAGAAACAGGCUAGAGGCAAAGAAGCCAAAACAAAACAUCAAAACCCGGCAAACAAAGAGGUCCUUUUUUCAACGCCAACAUUUUUCCUCCAUAUUCAAUAGUUAUGAGUCAUGUGGCCGUCGAAAAUGCCCACGGUCUAGAGCAGCAGCUCGCUGUCCUAGACUUGAGUGCUCCAGAUGGACAAGGCGGAGGUACUAACAGGCGAUACAUUCCUCCACAUUUACGGAACAAAGACGCAUCCAAGAACGUGGGAAAUGCUUUUGCUGCUGGACGACCGGGGGGGUACACCAUAGCGCCUGCAGCAAACUACGGUUGGGACGCAGGGCGCAACAACUUUGUCAACGGCUACCAUGACAACCGCAUGACCGGCAACUCGUUCAACCGUGGCCCGCCACGCAUGGAGCGUGGGCGAGGCGGUGUUGCGGGAGGCAGUUACCGUGGCAACAGGGGCGGGGCGUUCAACCCCAUUAACCCCGCGCAGCCCAUAAACUUCGAGGCCGGUGGCUGGAACACAGCCAAAGACGCCUAUAGCAGCUUUGGCAACAACCGAGGGAAGUCUGCGUUCUUCAACGACAGAGGCAACACCAACAGAGGAAGGUUCGAUCACGGUGGAUUCGGUGGUGGCGGAGGAGGAAACAGCCGCUGGGUGGAGGAGUCCAGGGACGAUGGCGACUGGUCCAAGCCGCUGCCGCGUAACGAACGCCUGGAACAUGAGCUGUUCUCCGGCAGCAACACCGGGAUCAACUUUGAGAAAUACGACGACAUUCCCGUUGAGGCUACAGGACAAAACUCCCCUCACCACAUCGAGAGUUUCCAAGAUGUCGACAUGGGUGAGAUUAUCAUGGGUAACAUUGCUCUGAGCCGCUACACCAGACCAACUCCUGUGCAGAAAUACGCCAUUCCUAUCGUGAAAUCCAAGAGAGACCUGAUGGCCUGCGCACAGACGGGAUCUGGAAAGACAGCUGCGUUCCUGCUUCCAAUUCUCAGCCAGAUCUACACAGACGGACCAGGAGAAGCUCUGAACGCAGCCAAAGCCUCAGGACAGGAAAAUGGGAAGUAUGGCCGGCGUAAGCAGUACCCCAUCGCCCUGGUGCUGGCCCCAACCAGAGAACUGGCACUGCAGAUCUACGACGAAGCCAGGAAGUUUUCGUACCGCUCCAGAGUGCGUCCCUGUGUGGUGUACGGCGGGGCAGACAUUGGCCAGCAGAUUAGAGACCUGGAGAGAGGCUGCCACCUGCUGGUCGCAACACCUGGCAGACUGGUGGACAUGAUGGAGAGAGGCAAGAUUGGACUGGACUACUGCAACUACUUGGUGCUAGAUGAGGCGGACCGCAUGCUGGACAUGGGCUUUGAACCACAGAUAAGACGCAUAGUGGAGCAGGACACCAUGCCGCACAAAGGCAUCAGACAGACCUUGAUGUUCAGCGCUACGUUUCCGAAAGAGAUCCAGAUCCUGGCGAGGGAUUUUCUGGAGGAUUACAUCUUCCUGGCAGUGGGCAGAGUGGGUUCCACCUCGGAGAACAUCACACAGAAGGUGGUGUGGGUUGAAGAGAGCGAUAAGAGAUCUUUCCUCUUGGAUCUGCUCAGUGCUACAGUCAUCCCCAACGAGGUACAGGACAAUACUGGAGACAACGUAGAGAAACCUGGUAAAGACUCCCUGACCCUCGUCUUCGUGGAGACCAAGAAAGGAGCCGACGCCUUGGAGGACUUCCUGUACCGGGAGGGCUACGCCUGCACCAGUAUCCAUGGCGACCGCUCCCAGAGAGACCGCGAGGAGGCACUGAACCAGUUCAGAUCGGGAAAGUGCCCCAUCCUUGUCGCCACGGCGGUUGCAGCUCGAGGUCUGGACAUCUCCAACGUGAAACAUGUUAUCAACUUCGACCUUCCAAGCGACAUAGAGGAGUACGUCCACCGCAUCGGACGUACGGGGCGAGUCGGAAACCUGGGGCUGGCCACGUCAUUCUUCAACGACAAAAACGGGAACAUCACAAAGGACCUGCUGGAUAUCCUGGUAGAGGCUAAACAGGAGGUUCCUUCAUGGCUGGAGAGCCUGGCUUAUGAACACCAGCACAAGAGUAGCAACAGGGGGCGCUCUAAGAGGUUCUCUGGUGGUUUCGGAGCUCGGGAUUACCGCCAGACAGCUGCCGGGGGCAACGCCGGAGGGUUCGGGGGGCGGGGAGGACGCAACCAGCAGGGACACGGAGGAAACCGUGGCUUCGGAGGAGGUGGUUUCGGCAACUUCUACACAAGCGACGGCUACGGAGGGAAUUACUCCCACUCUCAAGUGGACUGGUGGGGCAACUAGGUGUCUCCAUUCCCUCUCUACUCAUCUUUCUUUCCUCCUUUAACUCCUUUUCCAUCUUUUCUCCCCAACCAUGUCAUCCACAUCCCAUCCGUCUCGUCACCUCUACUAUUCCCUGGAACCUACAUGCAUGUUAUUAAACUAUUUAUACUCAUUUAUA
Poecilia latipinna (sailfin molly) is the source of this 2696-nucleotide messenger RNA. Its product is annotated as ATP-dependent RNA helicase DDX3X-like. The record is from RefSeq and is a predicted model, not a curated record. Gene Ontology annotation, molecular function: RNA helicase activity; nucleic acid binding; ATP binding. NCBI's taxonomy places the organism in Eukaryota, Metazoa, Chordata, Actinopteri, Cyprinodontiformes, Poeciliidae. The transcript has 20 exons. The coding region runs from base 338 to 2539 and encodes 733 amino acids.